UUUGGGAACUACGGAAAAAUCUGUCGGACCUAUCGCACCACAGUUUAAAGCAUCUUCUCAGAUUUCAGUCGUAACAUGAGAGCCUUCCAGAUAUGUGCUCUUAUAUUCGCUGUCUUAGCCCAGUGCAUGGGUGACUUGGACGAAACUGGCCAGGCUUUACGAGCAUCCGUGUACAAAUGCGCUACCGGCUACGGCUUGUCAAGAGAGACCGCUCGAUACAUCGUAAGCCACAACUUCACACUGCCGAAUGAGAAAGAUGAGAACCAAAGGUGCUUCAUACAGUGCUUUUUUCAAGAAAUGGGAGACAUCAACUCUGAUGGCGUAUUUGAUGUGGACCAUGCUACGGAAUCAGCAGAAAAGUGGUUACAGGUGCAGGGACGCACAAAGAAUAACUUGAAAGAGGCAAUGGCGGAAUGUGCGAAGAUAGCUGGCACGGGAACGUGUAUGACAAACUACCUCAUCCUUAAAUGUGCAGUGAAAGUUGCUGAAUGACACUGAUAAUUUUCAAAUAAAUACAAAGCAUGUUGAUGCGCCCCAAUACAGAACGAACUGUUCCCGCCUGUUCGUAAAAUUCGAAUUUUGUGUAGAAAGAAGUCAAUAAAGAACUGAAAA
Molecule: messenger RNA, 612 nt
Organism: Schistocerca gregaria
Lineage: Eukaryota; Metazoa; Arthropoda; Insecta; Orthoptera; Acrididae
Exons: 6
Coding region: 76-492 (138 amino acids)
Molecular function (GO): odorant binding
Source: RefSeq, a predicted model, not a curated record